Sciurus carolinensis (gray squirrel) is the source of this 4665-nucleotide messenger RNA. RefSeq names its product UV stimulated scaffold protein A (gene Uvssa). Gene Ontology annotation, molecular function: RNA polymerase II complex binding. Gene Ontology annotation, biological process: response to UV; transcription-coupled nucleotide-excision repair. Gene Ontology annotation, cellular component: chromosome. NCBI's taxonomy places the organism in Eukaryota, Metazoa, Chordata, Mammalia, Rodentia, Sciuridae. The coding region runs from base 304 to 2535 and encodes 743 amino acids. The record is from RefSeq and is a predicted model, not a curated record. The transcript is spliced from 14 exons.
UUGCGCGUUGCCUGCGCAGCUGGGCGGGGUCGCGCCAGACCGACCUGGGGUCUUGGGAGCGCGCGCUCCAGCGUUGGACUGGCUACUCUGCAACCGGGCUUUCCACGCCCCGCGCGCCGGUGGGAUACGGUGUCGUUCGUUCCCUUCCGCACGCGGCUGCCCUCCCGCGGCGUCUCCUGACCUGCGGUCGGAUGUCCCGAGUUAGGCUCGGCGUUGACACUUCGGAUUGUCACCAGAGGCGGUUGACUCACUCUAACAGUGCGUGGAGCUGCCCUGUGGCCUAGGGCGUCUUUCUACGGAGAUAUGGAUCAAAAACUGUCGAAGUUGGUAGAAGAGCUCACAACUUCAGGAGAACCCCAACUGAAUCCUGAGAAAAUGAAGGAACUGAAGAAAAUUUGCAAGUCUUCAGAGGAGCAGCUCGGCCAUGCCUACCGCCUGCUGAAGACGCAGCUGACCCAGGACCAUGCUGAGGUCCGCCUCUCCGCCUUCCAGAUUAUGGAUGAGCUCUUCACCAGGUCGCACCAGUUCAGGGUGCUGCUUGUUUCUGACUUCCAGGAGUUCCUGGAGCUCACGCUGGGCACUGACCAUGAGCAGCCCCUGCCGCCCCCCCGAGAGGCAGCCCAGAGGCUGAGGCAGGCAGCCAUGCGAGCUGUGGAAGGGUGGAAUGAGAGGUUUGGAGAGGCCUAUAAGAAGCUAGCCUUGGGCUACCACUUCUUAAAACACACCAAAAAGGUGGAUUUUCAGGAUGUGAAUUGCAGGACUCUGGUAGAGAGGAGGCGAGAAGAGCAGAAGCAGAAGCACUUGGAUAAAAUUUACAGUGAAAGAGCCAAACAGGCCGAACGGGAGAUGGAAGAAAUGUCUGCAGAAAUUGGCUGCUGUCUGACGGAAGUGGAGAACUGCUUCAGGCUCCUGGUGCCCUUGAACUUUGACCCAUGCCCAGAAGCCAGCUUCCUUGAUGAGGGUUCUCCUGGUUCCUUGAGCUCACACCUGGCAGUCCCUCACUGGUCUGGCACCCCGGAUGCCCCAGAUGAACCAUGCUGCAGCAAGGACCUGCCCGCCUCUGCACACCAGCCAGGGACCGCUGGCGCUGGGGAGGGGCUGCCCCAGGCCGCCAAGUGGGACCCCGUGGAGGAUGAGGAGCAACCGUGCUGCAGCAAGGACCUGCCCGCCUCUGCACACCACCCAGGGUCCACUGGCACUGGGAAGCGGCCACCCCAGGCUGCCACAGAAGACACAGCUGAGGAUGAGCAGAGUGACUGGGAGCAGUUUGUGCGGAGCCAUGGACUCGGCUCACACAAGUACUCGCUGGACGUGGAGCUCCCCUUGGAUGGUCUGAAAGUCCAGGAGAACGAAGACAACCUCGCUGUCCUCCACGCUGCCCGCGAUGCUCUCAAGCUCAUUCGGAACAAAUUCCUGCCAACCGUGUGCUCCUGGGUCCAGCGGCUUACCCGUGCAGGGACCCAUGAUGGACACCUCAAGCGCGCCAUUGACUUGAAGACAGAACUGGAAUGUACACUGAGGAAGUACGAGGAGCUGGACAUCGAGCCUGAGGGAGGGCGCAGGAGCAAGACUGAAGACGGGGAGGAUGAGGAUGACGAGGACUUUGUGGAGGUCCCGGAGAAGGAGGGGUACGAGCCCCACAUCCCUGGCCACCUGCGGGCUGAGUAUGGGCUGGAGCCAAAGGCCCCUCUACAGACUGUGGAGAAAGAUGCAGCUGCACAGGACUUGCAGGCGAGGAUGAGGAUGAGGACCAGAAGGGAUGAGGAGGCCUCGGACCCCACCUCUGCGGCUGCCCAGCUCUGGCGGCUACAGGACCAUCUGCCCCCUGUUCUGCCCUCCUCUGUUGGGGCUGCCACGGGACCAGAGGAGGCCCAGAAGUUGGCGGCAGAGCGGGCCCGGGCGCCCAUUGUGCCCUUCGGAGUGGACCUGUGCUACUGGGGUCAGGAGCAGCCAGCGACUGGGUGGAUCCUCAAGUCUGACUCCCAGCACCGAUUCUGGAGGCCCAGUGAGGUAGAGGAGGAAGUGGAGAGUGCAGAUGUGUCUGCCAUGCUCCGGAGCCGCCGCAUCGCCUUCGCAGGGAAGUUUGAGCCCGUGCAGCACCGUUGCCGCGCCCUGAGACCCGACGGCCGGCUCUGUGAGCGCCAGGACCGGCUGAAGUGUCCUUUCCACGGGAGGAUCAUCCCCAGAGAUGACGAGGGGCGGCCCCUCGACCCAGAGGAUAGGGCCCGGGAGCAGCAGCAGCCACCACAAAAGCAGGCACACCCAGACUGGCAGGACCCUGAGUUCAUGAAGGACGUGGAGGCAGCCACAGGGGCAGAUCUGGGCUCGUCAAGGUACAGCAGGAAGGGCCGAGGGACGAAGAAGAAGCACCCCAAACUCACGGACCUGCGGGAGCGAGCCAACACCAGCCGCGCCCGCCUCAGGAAGAAGGUCUUCGCCAAGGCAGCUGUGCAAAGAGUGGUCACCGCCAUGAACCAGAUGGACCAGAAGAAACAUGAGAAGUUUGCAAACCAGUUUAACUAUGCCCUGAAUUAGAGUGCCAUGCUGUGGUGGCCUUGUCAUCAGUUCUUCUUCCUCUGCCAGCACUCGGGAGGGGAGUGUGGGUGCAGAUCUGGUCAGGAGCCUAUCUUGUAUGUGUUCGACAUCAGGAAUUGGUGUGCCAAGAUGCCCUGCAGCAAUGGCCUUCACCUGCCUUGGGGGCCAGCGCCACUGGGUUGCCGGUCUGGCCUUGCUGUGGAGGACUUGGAAGCCCUGGGUGUGAACAAGGGCAGUAUGUGUCCAGUGGGGCAUCUUGCAGGUUCUCCUGGAGCCUGUGCUCCGGGCAGUGCAGGCUGAACCAGUGGACAGGCCCAGGUGCAGUGUGGCAUCUCCUGCCCUCCACCCAUGCUGCACUCCCCCAGGAGGCUGCCUCUGGGCAGAGCGGCUCUGGGAGGCCCACACUCAGUCACCUGCUGCUUCAGCAGGGAUUCAGAAUGCCUGCCCAGCAGGGCUGCUGAGGGCGCCUGCAGCUUCAGUGGCCGUGCUUCCAAAGCCUGCCACUGCCUGAAGGACCCCUCGCCGUCCCCCUCCCCAGUCCUGGGUUUGCCUGUUCUGGACAUUUCAGAUGUGGACUUGUUCAGACGUGGCCCUUGGUCUUGCUGCCGCCCCGGGUGGAGGCCUUCCUGCUGUGAUACCCAGUGCUUGUAGCUUUGUGUUGCCCGGUGGCUUCCGGGGCGGAGAGGCACCCGCUUGUUCCUCUGUUUAUCACUGACCUUUGGGUGCUCCUCUUGUUGGCUGCUAUGAAUGGUGCUGCCCUGAACAUCCGUGUGUGAGUCGUGUGGACAGAGGUUUUCAUUUGGGGGUGUAGACCCAGGGGUGGAAGAGCAGCUGGCUUGUAACUCCAGGUCUGACCUCUCGAUGAACUGCCAGGUCUUGCAUUCCCACCAGCAAUUAUCGGGCUGUCCAGUUUUCCUGCUUUCCUUCCAAAACCCAGUGUCGUCUGUCUUUUUAACAGUCUUCAUUGGUGUGAAGUGUUACCUUGUGGUUCCGAUUUGCAUUUUUCUGAUAACUGAUGCUGAACAUCUGUUUUGUGUGUUUAUUGGCCAUCUGUAUGUCGUCUUUGGAGGAAUACCUAUUCAGAUCUCUUUUCCAUUUUCAAUGGGCUAUUUGUCUUGUGCUUUAUAGAUAGUCUGGACACUAGACCUUAUGAUCUGCUGAUAUUUUCUCUCUGCCUUUUCGCCUUCUUGGUGGUGUCUUGUAAAGCACAAAAGUUAUUUUGUUGAAGCCAAUGUUUGUGUAUUUUUCUUUGGUUGCUUGUGCUUUUGGUGUCCUAUCUAUGCCAUUGCUAAUUUUAGGUCACAAAGAUUUGCUCGUAAGUUUUUUUCCCAAGACUUUUAUAUUUUUUGUUCUUAGAGUCAGAUCUUCGAUCCGUUUUGAGUUGAGUUUUGCCUAUGACCUGAGGUUGGGUCCAGCUCCACUCUUGGCCUGUGUGCUUCCCCAGCACCAGGCAUUGGAAAGGCUGUUCUUUCCCCACACCCUGCCCUGGCGCCCCUUUGGCAACCCUCCUGUACUGCUGCUCUCUGGCCUGCACACCUGUGUCACCACUUGGCUGCUGGAGUGCUGCAGCUGUGGGAGAUUUGUGUUUGGUGAACCUAAGUCCUUCAGCUUUGUUCUGAUUCAAUAUGUUUUUGGUUAUUCUGGAUCCUUUGCGUAUCCAAAUGAAUUUUAGGAUCAGUGUGUGAGUUUUGGGGUUAAAAAAAAAGCUGCAAUUUUGAUAGGGAUUGCAUUUAAUCUGUAGAUCAUUUGGGGAAAUAUUCCCAUCUUGUCUUCCGAGUCAUGAACUUCUGAUUUCCAUCUGAUUGUCUUUAAUGGUGUUUUAUAGUUCCAGUGAGUUUUAUGAGUGUUCAUAAAGUAUUUAAGCUGGGUGCAGUGACACACACCUAUAAGCCCAGUAACUGGGGAGGCUGAGGCAAGAGGACCACACGUUCAAAGACAGCUUUAGUGAUUGUGAUGUUGGGGAACAGAUGUGAGUGAUGGGAACAUGAGGUCAAGGGGAUGAUUCUAUGAAAUGGGCCCACUGUGCUGACCCCCACAUGCUUUCUUUUCCAAGAAGCAAUUUACCUGCAGCCCUGCCUGGCCUAAGUGGACAGGCUGUGUCACAUUCCUCAGGAAACUACCUGUUACCUG